Molecule: messenger RNA, 1176 nt
Organism: Cercospora beticola
Lineage: Eukaryota; Fungi; Ascomycota; Dothideomycetes; Mycosphaerellales; Mycosphaerellaceae
Source: RefSeq, a predicted model, not a curated record
GCAAACUCACCUUCACUACUCACACCAAACCAAAACAAUGGCCCCUCACGCAGUAGAUCCCAUCCCAGACUCCGGCGUCGACCUCAUCCAACACGACGGCACCAACUACGGCGACUGGCGCGAUUAAUUCCACAGAGAUGGCUUCGCCAUCGUCAAAAACGUCGUCAGCCAGGAAAAAGCAGCCUACUACCGCCAGAAACAAAUCGACUGGCUCCAAUCCUUCGGCCUAGGCUUCGACCCCAACGAUGAAUGCACCUGGACCCAAGACCACCUCCCCGUAUCAUUCAAAGGCGGCAUGUACUUCUCCUACGCCUCCGCACACGAAAAAUUCGUCUGGGAAUCCCGCUUGGAGCCUAAAGUCCAAGAAGUAUUCACAAAGCUUUGGGGAACAGAUGAAUUGCUUUCUUCAUUUGACGGCAUGAAUAUUACGUUGCCGAGACAGAAAGAUCUCACAUGGUCUCCGUGGCCGCAUUGCGAUCAGAGUCCUCAUCGUAAGGGAAUGCAGUGUGUGCAAGGAUUGUUGAAUUAUCAACCAAAUGGACCUAAAGAUGGCGGAUUGAUCGUCAUGAAAGGAAGCAGCAAGCUCUUUGAUCAAUUCUUCUCAGAGACGAGAGAACAAGAUGAUCAUGAAGAUAAGCCACCUGAGGAGGCUGAUUUCAAGGACUUGUUCAUUUUCAAAGAGGAAGACGUGCAAUGGUUCAAAGACCAUGGAUGUGAAAUGAUCAAAGUGAACCUCGAGCCCGGAGACAUGGCCAUCUGGGACAGCCGCACAAUGCACUACGCCUGUUUCCCCGAAGGCGACCGCAUCCGGCACGUCCAAUACAUUUGCCAAACCCCCGCCAAAUUCGCAGAACCCGAAACUCUGAAGAAGAAAGCCGCACUGUUCAAAACUUGGCAAGGCACAACUCACUGGCCACAUUGCAAUAUUCGCGAGACGGGACCUCCGAUGAGGAAUGGAAAAGAAUGUCCUUUGAAUCGACACGAGCCGUUGGAGAAGCCGGAGAUUACGAAGAGGUUGUUGCAGUUGGCUGCUGUGGAGGCGUAUUAGUUAGGUGUGCUGGGUGGAGGAAGUAGUGAAGUGGAAAGAAGAAGAGGAGAGGGAUGGAUUGGUGUUAUUACUUGCUACCGCGCGAAUGCGACCUUUCAUUGAGAUACCCAGAUUUGGAUAGUCAGACG